Molecule: messenger RNA, 826 nt
Organism: Varroa destructor (honeybee mite)
Lineage: Eukaryota; Metazoa; Arthropoda; Arachnida; Mesostigmata; Varroidae
Source: RefSeq, a predicted model, not a curated record
AUGCCAGUACUAAAAUGUCUCGUAGUUGUCAGUGUGCUAGCCGUAUUUCCCAUUCCAAUGGUUUACUCUACCGAAUGUCAUCUCCGCGAGCUCGAUCUGUGCUUAACUUCAGCCGCCAGCAUUAAAGCGGUACCAGUAAACGAUGAUGAGAUUGACAAAUACUGCAACCUAAUCAGAGAAGCUAUUGAGUGCCUAUCAGCUUACGUAAAGAAGUGUGCAACACCUAUGCAAAGGGAGGUUAUCGCCUUCUUCACUGGUCGCGGAUUCAUAGAGCAGGGUGAAAAAUUCUGCACUAAAGGUGACGAACUUCGAAAUAACUACCUAGAGCAAGCCCCAUGUCUCGCCAAGGCACAAAUUGACGGAAAGAGGUGUAUGAAUGAUAGUCAAGUUGCUUUCGAGAAAUUUGAAGAAGUACCAUUCCAAAACAAGAUCACAUUCGUGUGUUGUGUGUAUGCCCGAUACAAAAAGUGCUCACACGAUAUUAUUGAAGCUACAUGUGGCGUCAAGGCGGUCGAGAGUAGCAAUACCAUGAUUCGGCUACUUUCAUCUAAUCUCAUUCCAACCGUUUGCUAUGGCUUCGACUCGAAUCCCAGCUGUGCCUCGCUCCUGCCACCAGCCGGCACCUCACCGAAAAAUAAUGGCAAAUCAGUCGUCAGCAAGCUCAUAUCAGCGUACGUAAGGUCGUAGAAGGAUCACGAAGUUUCCGGAAAAUCAAAAGGUCGAAAAUUCAAAUAUCGAUACUGCUGCUAAAGCUAAGAAAAGUUAUGGAAUGACAUUUACUCUACAUUUCAACUUAGUUCCGUAUCAACAUUUCAUAAGGUAUAUU